Messenger RNA from Pseudonaja textilis, 1050 nucleotides. Lineage: Eukaryota; Metazoa; Chordata; Lepidosauria; Squamata; Elapidae. The record is from RefSeq and is a predicted model, not a curated record.
ACACCACCUUCUGCCACCUGUGUAGAAAGCUGCCAUCCUGGACACCGGAAAUUAAUUAAGGAGGGGAAACAGGUUUGCUGCUAUGACUGUGUUGAGUGUUCAGAGGGCAGCAUUUCCAGCAUGAUUGAUUCCAACCAAUGUGAGAGGUGUCCGCAAGAACAAUAUCCAAAUGAGAAACACCAUCAAUGUAUUCCCAAAAUUAUCACCUAUUUAUCCUACAAAGAAGUCCUGGGAGAAGUCCUGACUGGCUUUGCUGUUUCUUUUGCUGUAAUCACAAUUGUGGUGAUGGGGACAUUCAUCUUCCACCAGAACACUCCCAUCGUCAAAGCCAACAAUUGGGCUAUCACCUGCACCCUGCUUUUCUCACUCCUGCUGUGUUUUCUUUGCUCCUUCCUCUUCCUCGGAUGUCCAGGGACAGUAACGUGUGUGCUCCGGCAAGCAGUUUUUGGAGUGGUCUUCUCCAUUGCGGUGGCUUGUGUGUUAGCUAAGACCCUCACUGUGGUUCUGGCCUUCCUGGCCACAAAGCCAGGGAACCGCAUGAGGGGGUGGGUAGGGAAAAGGCUCUCCAUCUCAGUCAUUGUUUUGUGCUCCCUUAUUCAAACAAGCAUCUGUGCUGUGUGGUUGGCCAUUUCUCCCCCUUUCCCAGAGUUGGACAUGCAUUCCCAGAUGGAUGAGAUCUUUGUGCAAUGCAACGAAGGCUCCGAGAUCAUGUUUUAUAUUGUGCUGGGCUACAUGUGGCUUCUUGCCCUUAUCAGCUUUACGGUGGCCUUCUUUGCCCGGAAGUUGCCCGACACUUUCAAUGAAGCCAAGCUCAUCACCUUCAGCAUGCUGGUCUUCUGCAGUGUUUGGGUGUCCUUUGUUCCCACCUACUUGAGCACUAAGGGGAAAUCCAUGGUGGCUGUGGAAGUCUUCUCUAUCUUGGCCUCAAGUGGUGGUUUAUUAGGUUGCAUUUUCCUGCCCAAGUGCUACAUCAUCAUGUUGAGGCCAGAGCUGAAUACGAGAGAGCAGCUUGUUCGGAAAAAGACUAGUGUGAUUUCUAGGACAGCAUGA